UUCCAUUGCCGAAACAAGCUGAGGAGGAUAGAUUUCCCGUCUGUUUAGAUUGGGGAUUGGAAAUAUAUAAGAUUUUUUUAUCUGGUGCGUGGACCAUCUGCACGGAUUAACCGAGGAGAGGCCUGGUCUUGGACUUUGACGGGGCGCGGAACAAUGGCUUAUCUACCGAGGUUUGCCUUCACUGUGUUCGCGUGCAUAUUUGUGAUAUGUCGACCGGGUCUUAUCUCCGGGCAAAUUCGCUAUUCUAUUCCCGAGGAAAUGGAGGAAGGGGCAUUUGUUGGUAAUAUCGCUGUGGAUUUGAGCCUGAGUGUACAUCAAUUAUCAGCUCGCAAAUUCCGACUGAGCUCCGAUGAAGGAGGGCGAUACAUGAAGGUUAGUUUGGACAAUGGAAUCAUGUCUAUUCGUGAAAGAAUCGACCGGGAACGUAUUUGUGGGCAGAAUGAUCAAUGUACUAUACCUUUCGAAACAAUACUGGAAAACCCUUUGGAGGUUUAUGAAGGGGAAUUAGAGAUUCUUGACGUAAAUGACAAUUCCCCCACUUUCCCGCAGAGGGGCUUUGCUUUGCAGAUGUCAGAAGCGAGUGCACCCGGUGCACGUUUCCGACUCGAGGGCGCGGAUGAUCCCGACUUUGGUACAAAUACCGUAGCCGCCUACAAUAUCGGUUCGAGUGAUCACUUUAGCCUAAGAACACAGAAAACCGAGAGCGGCAUUAUAAUUGUCGAAUUGCUCUUGGAGAAAUAUUUGGACCGAGAACUACAAUCAUCAUUUCAACUCUUGCUUACUGCGACUGACGGCGGAACCCCUCAGAGAUCAGCCACAGCUCAGAUUCUCAUUACUGUACUGGACUUCAACGAUAAUCCACCUGUGUUCGAUUAUGAUAUUUACAGAGGUAGCGUCAGAGAGAACGCGCCUCGAGGUACGUUGGUGCUGAAAGUCAAAGCAAAUGAUUUGGACGAAGGACUGAAUGCGGUCCUGACAUAUCGUUUUAGUGAUGUUGCUUUGCGAAGAGCGCAAAAUGUGUUCAGUUUGGAACCAGGCACCGGGGAGAUUCGAGUCCAACAGCCACUAGAUUUUGAAGAAGUAAACAGUUAUUCUCUGGAUAUUCAAGCCCAGGACCACGGUUCCCCUGAAAUGACAGGACACUCCAAUGUGCUGAUCGAAGUUAUUGACGUGAACGACAAUGCACCUGAGAUAAAGGUAACAUCAGCUUCCAACAAAGUCCAGGAAAAUGCGCCACCAGGAAGUUUCAUAUCCCUGAUUAAUGUGAUGGAUCGUGAUUCUGGAGCGAACGGUCAAGUGCGUUGCGAGUUACAAAAGAACGUCCCAUUUCGACUGCAAAAGACAUCGAACCACUAUAAAUUAACCACGAGUGAAACGUUGGACCGUGAAGUCAUCUCUGAGUAUAACAUUCUUAUUUCAGCCUGGGACUUGGGGUCGCCGUCACUUUCAUCAAAUAAAACCAUCCAGAUUGCAAUUUCGGACGUUAAUGAUAACGCACCGCAGUUCGGUGAUGCAUCCUACAACGUAUAUGUAAUGGAGAAUAACGCUCCGGGUGCAUUCAUUUUUACAGUGACUGCAACGGAUCCCGAUCUGGAUCAGAAUUCUUAUGUUUCCUACUCCGUUCUCGAUAAUCAUAUCCAAAACAUGCCAGUGUCCACUUAUCUCACUAUUAACACAAUGAACGGUACUAUUUACGCGCUGCGUUCCUUUGACCACGAGGAACUCAAGAACUUCCAGAUCCGUAUACAAGCCCGUGACGCCGGGGUGCCUCCGUUGAGCAGCAGUGCCACGGUGAAUGUGAUCAUCCUGGAUCAAAAUGACAAUGCGCCGGUAAUUGUUUCACCUUCAGAACAAAGUGGCCCAGCAACAGUAGAGGUCGUGCCCCAGAUAGCGGGUCAAGGGUACUUGGUCACCAAGAUAAUGGCAACUGAUGCCGAUUCUGGUCAGAAUUCACGGCUCUUUUAUCAGAUGGUGAAAUCUACCGAUCCUGGUUUGUACAACGUUGGACAACAUUCAGGUGAAAUCAGAACAGCGCGCAAUAUGAUGCAGUCAGAUACUGUUGUACAAACUCUAGUCAUCUUGGUUAAGGACAAUGGGCAGCCAAGCCUGACCAGCAUAGUUACAAUCCACAUUAGAGUUUUGUGGAACAGCACGGAAGGAAUCGGCGAAAGCAUUACCUUGGUGAAGAAUCCAGAAUAUUUCUCUGAUCCAAACGUUUAUUUAAUCGUCAUUUUCAGUUGCACUUCCGUGAUCUUUCUUUUGAUCAUUAUUCUAUUGAUUGGCAUCAAAUGUAAACAAGACAGAAUUAUUAUCCAAGAUUAUAAUUCCCCUAAUUAUUCUUACAAUCAUGCGGGUUCUCACGGCACGCUUAAUGGAAGACCUGCCAUGGAGGAAACUUUACGCUAUCCUGGGACGGGCCGGGUACUCCGCUUGCAAGAGCCGAAUCAAUACUCGGUCUGUCUUUCUCCAGAGUCAGCGAAAAGCGAUUUUCUCUUCUUGAAGCCAUGCGGCGCACCCAUCUCUCAAGCCCAAUGCUAA
Messenger RNA from Amblyraja radiata (thorny skate), 2538 nucleotides. Its product is annotated as protocadherin gamma-C5-like. Bases 154 to 2538 code for a protein of 794 amino acids. Gene Ontology annotation, biological process: homophilic cell-cell adhesion. Gene Ontology annotation, molecular function: calcium ion binding. The record is from RefSeq and is a predicted model, not a curated record. Gene Ontology annotation, cellular component: plasma membrane. The transcript has a single exon. Lineage: Eukaryota; Metazoa; Chordata; Chondrichthyes; Rajiformes; Rajidae.